Molecule: messenger RNA, 1653 nt
Organism: Lontra canadensis (Northern American river otter)
Lineage: Eukaryota; Metazoa; Chordata; Mammalia; Carnivora; Mustelidae
Gene: WRAP73
Product: WD repeat containing, antisense to TP73
Exons: 12
Coding region: 113-1495 (460 amino acids)
Biological process (GO): microtubule anchoring at mitotic spindle pole body; mitotic sister chromatid segregation; protein localization to mitotic spindle pole body
Cellular component (GO): microtubule organizing center; mitotic spindle; MWP complex
Molecular function (GO): protein binding
Source: RefSeq, a predicted model, not a curated record
GAUAGGCUGCGCCGUGCUCUCGUCCUCCGUCACUUCCGGCCGCGGAGGUAGCGGUUGAGGCAGCUCUGCAGGGCUGGACUGACGUUCCCGGGCCCCGGGCUAGGCGGCCGCCAUGAACUUCUCUGAGGUGUUCAAGCUUUCCAGCCUGCUCUGCAAGUUCUCCCCGGACGGCAAAUACCUGGCUUCUUGUGUGCGGUACCGGUUAGUGAUCCGGGACGUAAACACCCUCCAGGUCCUCCGGCUGUACACGUGCCUGGACCAGAUCCAGCACGCCGAGUGGUCGGCGGACUCCCGGUUCAUCCUGUGCGCCAUGUACAAGCGGGGGCUGGUGCAGGUGUGGUCCUUGGAGCAGCCAGAAUGGCACUGCAGAAUCGACGAGGGCUCGGCCGGGCUGGUGGCCUCAUGCUGGAGCCCGGACGGCCGCCACAUUCUCAACACCACCGAGUUCCAUCUGCGGAUAACUGUCUGGUCCCUGUGCACGAAGUCUGUGUCUUACAUCAAGUACCCGAAAGCCUGUCAGCAGGGCAUCUCCUUCACCCGGGACGGCCGCUACCUGGCGCUAGCUGAGCGGCGCGACUGCAAGGACCACGUGAGCGUCUUCGUCUGCAGCGACUGGCAGCUGCUGCGGCACUUUGAUACGGAGACCCAGGACCUCGCAGGGAUUGAGUGGGCCCCAAACGGCUGUGUACUGGCGGUGUGGGACACCUGUCUGGAGUACAAGGUCCUGCUCUACUCCUUGGACGGCCGGCUUCUGUCUGCCUACUGUGCCUACGAGUGGUUCCUGGGCGUCAAGUCGGUGGCCUGGAGCCCCAGCAGCCAGUUCCUGGCGGUGGGAAGCUACGAUGGGAAGGUGCGCAUUCUUAAUCACGUGACUUGGAAAAUGAUCACAGAGUUUGGGCAUCCAGCAACUGUUACUAAUCCCAAAAUAGUGGUGUAUAAGGAAGCCGAGAAGAACCCGCAGCUGGCGCUGGGCCGCCUGGCCUUCCCCCCACCCAGGGCAGCAGCCGGCGCGGCCUCCAGCACGGAGAGCAAAUAUGAGAUUGCCUCCGCGCCAGUUUCCUUACAGACUCUGAAGCCCCUCGCUGACCGAGCAAACCCGAAAGUUGGCGUAGGAGUGCUGGCCUUUAGUCCGGACAACUACUUCCUGGCGACAAGGAACGACAGCGUCCCGAAUGCCAUCUGGAUCUGGGACAUACAGAAGCUGAAACUCUUCGUGGUGCUUGAGCAGCUGUCCCCAGUGCGCUCCUUCCAGUGGGACCCACAGCGGCCCCGGCUGGCCAUCUGCACGGGCGGCAGCAAGGUGUACCUGUGGUCGCCGGCGGGCUGCGUGUCGGUGCAGGUGCCUGGGGAAGGUGACUUUCAGGUGCUUUCUCUGUGCUGGCAUUUCAGCGGGGACUCACUGGCCCUUCUCAGUAAGGACCACUUCUGUCUGUGCUUCCUGGAGACCGAGGAGAGAGUUGACACAGCCUUCGGACGGCCGGGUGACCACACCUAGGCCGUGUGCGUAUCUGGGUCCUGGUGAGACCGAGGCAGGACGCCUGGCAUGUGCCGGCUGCAGAGAAGGGAUGGGCUUUCCUGGGCGCUGCUCCAGCCUUGGUGGCCCACAGGAAAUGAUUUGCUGUUAUCUUCCUAUAGCAUUUUUGUAAAUAUGUA